CCAUCUCUGAAAUCUUUCCGACGGCUCCAAAACAGUACACUAUUUUAAAAAGAUGAACAAAAACAGCAAUUUUGAUCUGUCAGAAAACGGCCAUGAGCUACUGAAUUUUCAUCCAUCUUCUUCGUCAUGCAAUCGGAGCCCAAAUCGCGUCGAAAUCGACUACGCCGAGAUUGAUCGUCGGAGCCCUCCUGUUCUUGAAGGGAUCGCGGCAGUGGUUGGAGAGAGAGUGCUCUUCGGCGACAAGGUAGAGAGAGAGAGUGGAAGUAAUCGGAGGAAGACUAGCGGUUAUCGAGGAGUGAGGAGACGGCCGUGGGGGAGGUGGUCGGCGGAGAUACGGGACCGCAUAGGGCGGUGCCGCCACUGGCUCGGCACCUUCGACACGGCGGAGGAGGCGGCUCGUGCCUACGAUGCGGCGGCAAGGAGGAUGAAAGGCUCUGGAGCGAGAACUAAUUUCCAGAUUCCUCCUAUUUUGCCAUCGCCAUCAAGCUCUUGUUCUGAUCAGCCGCGGAGGAGAAUUAGGGCUAAAACUAGAGGGAAAUGCUCGGUCGUAACGUGUGCUGCUCAUCUUUUCAGCCCCAAUUUCGCCGCUGACGCUACAAACGACGUCGGUUUGGAGCUCCAAGAUGGAGGUUUCGGCAACAAAAAUAGGGUUUCUAAAAUGUAAUAAUCUUUUCCUUAAUUUACUUAUUUUGCCUUAUUAAUUUUAGACUUAA
This is a messenger RNA of Salvia miltiorrhiza (redroot sage), 713 nucleotides long. RefSeq names its product ethylene-responsive transcription factor ERF084-like. NCBI's taxonomy places the organism in Eukaryota, Viridiplantae, Streptophyta, Magnoliopsida, Lamiales, Lamiaceae. The record is from RefSeq and is a predicted model, not a curated record. The transcript has a single exon. Gene Ontology annotation, biological process: regulation of DNA-templated transcription. The coding region runs from base 53 to 664 and encodes 203 amino acids. Gene Ontology annotation, molecular function: DNA binding; DNA-binding transcription factor activity.